Molecule: messenger RNA, 2424 nt
Organism: Exaiptasia diaphana
Lineage: Eukaryota; Metazoa; Cnidaria; Anthozoa; Actiniaria; Aiptasiidae
Product: protein DGCR6
Exons: 5
Coding region: 48-725 (225 amino acids)
Source: RefSeq, a predicted model, not a curated record
UCAAUAUAACUAUGUUAUUUUAAAGACGUUCAAAUUCUGUUAGAAAAAUGUCAUAUUACGGAGAUGGGAGAGGGUAUAGGCCGGCUAGAAUUAACUAUUUGCCUAAUAUUGAUUCUAAUCUGCUUGCUACGGUACGCGAUGAGAUGGURAAAAAGGAAGAGGAGAAGAAAGAACAACAAAGAAGGAAGGAGGCCGAGAAUCGAAAAGUGGCUGGCUACUUGACACAACUACAGGCGAUGGUCAGGGAACUACCAGGGAACAUGAAAAGCAAKCUUACCUUYGAUGUUUUAAAUACAAUAGCCACGUCUUUGUUAGACGGUACAGUUUUUGAGAUUGUCAAAGGGUUAGAAGAUAUUCAACAACUGACUGAGAGGAAUUUACUGAACAGAAGAAUGAAAGUCAUUAAUUCGCAUAAAGCCCAGAAAAUGGAAAUGAGUAAAAGGCACAGUAAAAAUAUUGAAGAUUGUCAGCAAAGACCUCACAACCUUCCAGUUGUUGAGAGGGAUAAUCUAGAAGAACAACAGAAAUUAGAAGCAAAACUUGAAAACGAAAUGCUACAGCUUGACCAAAARGUGGUUCUGGAACUGGAUCAAAUUGUYAGUGACCAACAAGCCACACUUGAGAGAGCUGGUGUUCCUCUCUUCUUCAUCACCAAUAACUCAGAUGAUGUUCGAGUUCAAAUGAAUAUUUUAGAUUUCAUUCAAAGGCUAAUGCCAACAAGUUGACAGAUAUUUCCUAAUUUACUAGUUACUAUAUAAUGCAAAUUUAUAAAAGAUCUUAAUGAAAAUGAUUUAAAUAGUAUCUUUCGGUUGAUCGCAUAGUGUAUCACUGUAUGCAAUGCAGUCAAGUCUCACCCCAUGUAAGAGAAUCCUGAAUCCAUAAUGCAAUGUUUCAAAAUCCAGAAUUUAGCACUCAGGAAUCCUCUAGUUCUCUGGAUUCUCUUACAUAGGGCGACUAACUAGUCUUGUAUAAGAGAUACGUUUGGGAGCAUAUUUAAGCAUCUGCAAGAAGGAAAACUUUUAUUUGAAUAGGGUAUCAUUAAAGGCCCAGUGUGCACCAUUAAGCUUUGGGGGUGCGAUGUCAGUAUACUGAAAGUCUAUACUGAACUGUACUGUGCUUUUCGAAUACGCUCUUAUCUUGACCAUCUCACUUUUCCAAGCACUUUCAACGCCAAUAUUAGAGUUUUCAACCAUCGGACAUUCCUUUUAUGGUGAUAUUUGGAUACUAGAAGUAUUUUUUAUCUAAAAUCUUAACAAUAACAGGCGCACAAAGCAUAGUGGUGCAAACUUUGCCUUUAACUACCUGUUUUUAGUUUAGUUAGUUAGGCGGAUGACUCCGAGAUUUGACAAUGGCACUCCAAACGACCCUGUCUUCCAUCAACGUAGCCAGCUCGUGUGAGCUGAUUGCYCCYGUGUCGCGCUUGAGGGWRUCUACAUAAUUCGAUUGAGGUCUUCCUCUGGACCGCGUUCCGUGAGUUGCCUUCCCACAGGAUCAAUACUACCUGUAAUGGGCUAAAUUUUGCUAUAUUUGUACUCUGGAACUCACAAAGCAAAAAAGAAAGAAAAGAAAAAAAAACAGAAAAAUGGGGAAAUCUUAAUGCAUUGUUAAAUCUUUUAUUAGAUUUAUCGCUUUUAUUUCAUAAUCCAGUACUCUCUACUGGGCAAUGCUUCUCUCACACAUGACUGGAAAUUUUGAGGUGCAGUACAUGUCGUUCCAUUGCCCAAAGACAUUCGCUUGGUUGAUGUWCAUCAUUCCACAUUCUUCUUUGACGUUAUUGGGCUCAUUUUGCUUCCAUUUAGAAAACAGGCCAGACAGGGAAGAUCCAUCAAUCCACUUAAACUUUGUGGUGGAAUCUUUUUUUUUAAGAAAACGUGUAUAUUUCAAAGAUAUGAUAAAUGUAUUAGAGCUAAUGCAGGAAAAUCAUGAAAUAAAAUCAAACUAAAUACUAACAAAUAACGGCUAUUUACAGACAAAUUGUCAGUAUGAAUGAGCCAGAACACAAUAAAGAUGAUUGAAAAUGAUCCCAUCAUUGUGUUCUGGUUCAUUGAUACUGACAAUUUGUCUGUAAAUAGCCGUUAUUUGUUAGUAUUUAGUUUGAUUUUAUUUCAUGGUUUUCCAGCUGUGUUUGCUCUAUUCACGGGUGACGCAAUGAUAAACCAAUACUUUAAUUACCUCUGUGGAGUCCAAUCCAUACGUAUGCCUGGGCCUGGGCCAGAUUAGCAACAUAGCUGUUUUUUUGUGGGGAUUUGAUGGUUACCAUGUCUCCUCCAAUGGCUAUGCAUGCUUUGCGGGCGUCGUUCCAGGUGURAGUUGUGGUGAUUAACUUAAAGCAUGAGUGUUUGUCAGGAAUCCAUCCCUUUGGGCAAGCAUUGCCAUGACCAGRAUUUCCGUUUUCUAAAAAUAAAAGUUUAUCUUUUUUUGUUU